GCUUAACAUUCCAAUUAGAGGACAGCUGAUACGGUGACCUCGACUGGCCGUCAAAGUAGUUAUUAAAAGUGAGGCAGAUCGUCUCCCGUGUCAGUCCAGCCCUAAUCGUCAUGGAGAAAGGAGAGAAGCCCAAGUCGUCGCUGCCAGGCCUGUGGAAGUACCCGUCGCUCCGCGAUGUGCCGCUGCACUCCGGAGGACUGUGGCUGCAGGGCAGGCGCGAGGACGACGGCGCCGAAGGGUUGUGGCGCGUCCACGACCGCCUCUACGACCUGGCCGGCUGGGAGAAGUCGCACCCCGGCGGCUCUGACUGGAUCACACUCACCAAGGGAACGGACAUCACAGAAGCAUUCGAAGCACAUCAUGUGCGCAAUUUUGCGGAAACCAAGCUGAAGGACUUCUACGUGCGAGACGCAAAAACGCGGCGCAACUCGCCGUACGUCUUUGAUCCGAAAGGCUUCUACUGCACGCUGAAGGAACGCGCACGCCAGGCGCUGGCGAACGAGAAGUACGUCGGCUCCACAGGCACCGUCUACUCCAAGCUGUUGGCAGACUUCCUGGUGACGUCGAUGCUGACGCUGAGCGUGUUGGCUGCGUGGACGCAGAGCUACCUGGUGGGCACCUUGGCUGGCCUGAUGCUCUGCUUCACUGUCAUCUGUGCGCAUAACUUCACUCAUAUGAAGGACAACAUUCGCAUGUACUACCUCGAUUUCUCCAUGAUGUCAUCCAGAGACUGGCGUAUUAGUCAUGUUCUGAGUCAUCACCUCUACCCCAACACGCUCCUUGAUCUGGAACUGUCUGUGUUCGAACCUCUGUUCAACUUCUUCCCAUUUGAAGAGAAAAAUUUCAUUGUCCGUUACGGAAGCUGGUUCUACGCUCCUUUGGUGUGGACGUUUAGUUUCCACGCUAGCUUCGUACGCAGGAUUCUUGACAGAUUUAUUGGCAGUGGGCUCGAAAUACGGAAAGCAGAACUCAUACCUCUGAUAAUACCAGCAUCUAUGAUCUUUAUUGCUGGAGCGUCAGUGAAAGAUGCUGUUUACAUGUGGCUGUACAUCACACUUUCUGCAAGUCUGUUUUUCAACUUCAUUGGAAUCACUGCUGCUCACCACCAUCCAGUUAUUUUCCACGACGGAGAUACUCCAAGGCCUGACAUGGACUGGGGUGUUCAACAGCUGGACGCAGUGAGGGACAGGCCAGUCAUAUCCAGCUCGGACCUCCUCGCUCUUACGUUCUUCGGCCAUCACGGCCUACACCACCUGUUCCCUACAAUUGACCACAGGUUCCUGCACAAGCUCUACCCAGCGUUCCAGAAGACCUGCGCCGAGUUUGGAGUUAAGUACGACGGCCUUGGUAUCGGUGAACUGAUUCGUGGCACUUACAUACAGGCUGCGAAAAAUAAGCCCAACACAGUUCCCCCAGGUUUUGGCAAGCAUUAAUUCUGAAGAUGUUGUAAGAAAUUAAAAAAAAGGAAGAGUCACUGUGCUCACUUCAAAGCGUGUGUAUUGAUUAUUGGUGCUACUGCUGAUAUGAAAUCUUUUUUUGUGGUAGCGAUAAAAUGAAUCGAGUACACUAAUUUAGUGGAACGUAAUUCAGAUGAUAUCGCUGUUCUGUUUUCUCAUCGGUAAUGACCAGUGUAAUGCAGUAAUGAUUUCACGAAGAUAUAUUUGCUCAAAUGAAUGUAUAAGACUGAAUAAAUGUAAAAAAAAAAUAGUGGAAUUACCCAAAAAUGUGCGUUAAAGGUAAAAACUAUAAUACCAAGACACAUCUGGGAAAUCUAGCAUUAUAGUACCGAGAGGCGAAGAAGCGUAAUGUUAAGCCCCUUAAGUUGUAAGUUUCGUUACAUUGUUGCAAAACCUGUUUCUCCAUGUCAUAAUUUUCAUAGUGUUUUUGUGAUAUUUGUUAUUAAAUAUGACUUCUCAUUGAUGAAGUACAAGCGUGCUUAUAAAAAGACUAAUGCCUUACGUCAGUACGUAGUUUUAAUAUUUUACUGCUUGUUCGAAUGAAAUUCUGUAUAUCAUUUUGAUGACAUUAUGCAUGUUUACAUGAAGUUGUUUAAAUAUGGACAAUGCAACGUUUUUUAUCCAAGAUGUACAAAGAGAGUGAAGAAAACGUGUGUAUGUGUGUCAGUUAUUCGGUUCCUAAUAAAGGAUUGCUAAACUACA
Messenger RNA from Schistocerca cancellata (South American locust), 2159 nucleotides. Its product is annotated as cytochrome b5-related protein-like. Gene Ontology annotation, cellular component: mitochondrion. The record is from RefSeq and is a predicted model, not a curated record. The transcript has 7 exons. The coding region runs from base 111 to 1433 and encodes 440 amino acids. Gene Ontology annotation, biological process: lipid metabolic process. Lineage: Eukaryota; Metazoa; Arthropoda; Insecta; Orthoptera; Acrididae.